Diospyros lotus (date-plum) is the source of this 570-nucleotide messenger RNA. RefSeq names its product 17.1 kDa class II heat shock protein-like. The record is from RefSeq and is a predicted model, not a curated record. NCBI's taxonomy places the organism in Eukaryota, Viridiplantae, Streptophyta, Magnoliopsida, Ericales, Ebenaceae. Gene Ontology annotation, biological process: response to hydrogen peroxide; protein complex oligomerization; response to heat.
AUGGAUUUGGCGUUGAGAGACAUGGGGCUGGACGCCUCGGUGAUAGCCGCCAUCCACGACAUGCUCGACUUCUCUGAUGAGAGCGGCGACAAGCAGCCUCAUCCCUCGAACUUCGUCCGCGAAAACAAAGCCAUGCGAGCCACUGCCGCCGACAUCCUCGAGUUUCCGAACUCCUACGUCUUCAUCGUAAACAUGCCCGGCAUCCGUCCCGACCAGAUCCGCGUCCAGGUCGAGGACGGCAACAUCCUCUCCGUGGCAGGCGAGCGCAGCCGAGACAAGGACCGCGAGCAAAAGGAAGGCGUCAAGUACGUCCGCAUGGAGCGCCGCCAGGGCAAGUUCCUCAAGCGCUUUGAGCUCCCCGACAACGUGAACAACGACGCCAUUUCCGCCCACUACCAAGACGGAGUGCUGACCAUCACAGUCGAGAAGCGCCCUCGGCGAGAGCCAAAGAAGCCCAGGACCAUCGAGGUCAAGGUCGGCAGCGGCGGCGGAGGAGGAGAGGCGAAAGGAGAGGGGCACGGCUCCGGCGGGGAUCAGGGCGACGGAGCUCCGGAAAAGCAAGGCAGUUGA